Molecule: messenger RNA, 1068 nt
Organism: Xylaria bambusicola
Lineage: Eukaryota; Fungi; Ascomycota; Sordariomycetes; Xylariales; Xylariaceae
Exons: 1
Coding region: 1-1068 (355 amino acids)
Source: RefSeq, a predicted model, not a curated record
AUGACGACUUCCGGCCAGAACUUGCCAACGGCAACAGAGCACCAGGGUGAAGAGCCUGCCACGGCUCGCCAGUCUUCGGCCAGCCCAGUAGAGAGAGCAGAUGAGCCAGCACCACCACUACCGCAACGUCCAGCACCUUCAAAUGCGCAGCCUCUCCCGCCGUCAUUCCAGAAUCAGACCCAACCCGCCUAUGUCCCGUUCACUGGGCAGCCAACUCAACAACUCCCCUACGCCACUCCUGUUCGACCCCUUCCUCACCAGAGCUCAGCGUACCUAGCCACUAGACUUGGUUUAAUAGUCUUUUCCUCGAUUUGGGGCAUCAUAAUUAUUGCCUUGACCAGUAUCCUUCUCAGUGAGGGCACCGCUGCUGCGAGCGUAUCGGUCUAUGCUUAUGCUAUCGUUGUCAUCUCCAUCAUUUGGAAUACGGCAGAGCUCAUCACAUACUGCGUGCGCUUACGCAAAGAAGUGCAGAGGGGCAUACAUCCGGGCGCCCACGUAGGCCUGCACCUGCUCUUCUGGUUAGCCGGCAUUUUCGCGACCCUCGUAUCGAUUCCACUUUACCUCGUUGUGGCAUCUGAAGUGGACCGUUGCGCGAAUGGCAAGGACGAGCACUACUAUUACUAUAGCCAUUCGUACUGCGACGAGUAUCAGCCUUACGAUUACUAUCAGGGGAAUGUCUUACCGACCUUCCGCGCAUUCGUCGCCAUCUUCGUACUAUGGACGAUUAACCACUUCGUUCUUUUCGUGUUGGCUUGCAUCGAAACUCAUAAACGCAAUAGCAUGAGGCCAGCCGCUUUUAUCAUGCCAGUACAAGCCCCAACUGCUGCGCCUGUCCAGGGCAUGUAUUAUCCACAAGCUGCUGGCAUGCAACCACAGCCAAUGCAGUAUUACCCAUACCCCGUUGUGAUGCAACACCCUUCUCAACCGCAGCCAGUGCAUCUAUCAGGGGCCGAAUCACGAACACAAGCAAUGAACGAAAAGCAACCGGCACAACCAUACCAGAAUCUUACGGGCUUCUACGCGCCGGCAGCGGUACAAUCGAACAGCUCCAGGGCAGCCUCAGCAUGA